This is a messenger RNA of Fusarium redolens, 1200 nucleotides long. RefSeq lists its product as uncharacterized. Lineage: Eukaryota; Fungi; Ascomycota; Sordariomycetes; Hypocreales; Nectriaceae. The coding region runs from base 1 to 1200 and encodes 399 amino acids. The record is from RefSeq and is a predicted model, not a curated record. The transcript is spliced from 3 exons.
AUGCCGAACCAUUUAUACACUCCUCGCUCCCGCGAAGAUCACCAAGCUAUCUCUGAUGCACAUGGAGGAUUGCGUGUGUUUUGGCAGCUUACGACUGACGAGCUUCGCAGCUCUGCAAGUAAGUGGAAUGUUCGACAUCUUAUCGCUUAUCGUCUCUUGAUAAAUCCUUUGGAAUGGAAGACAUUGCCAUGUCUUAAUGAUCAUAACGAGUCCUGCUCUCUUUGUAAUCCGGAGCUUACUCAUCAAAACCUUGAUUGGGGAAUUGUACAGUCUCUCGUGGGUUCCAAUCCGGAUGGCAUAACAACCAAAUCCGACAGCGAGCUCUUGAGCUUGCCGCUUGGUCAGUUCUGGGUAGAUCUGGCUCGUGCGAUUCGGCACGACCGAGAUGUCGAACCAAGACUACACCCUCAGCGGGAUAGAAGAAUGGUGCAAAAAGAAGGAUACCAGAACUCAUCAACUGUAAUUCACGGCUCGUCCUCGCCUACGAUACCUUCCUCAUCUGAAUAUGAAUUCGAGAUGGGUUUAGAAAGAGAGGACAUAGACAAGGAUGAACACGAUGCACGACGGACAAGACCUGAAGAGGUCACUAUAAGACUUGUGAUAAGUUUUUUAGAACACGCACUUCUCCGAUGUCUGCUUCAACAUAACUUGCGCGACACAGAAGUACGACCCAGGGAUGAUGGGGGAAUAUGCAAAAUGCGAAAAAGAUAUGGGUUCUGGGAGGUGGAGCAUCCUUAUCAAGCUUUGCUCGAAGCAAAGAGGGUCUUCAAAGAUAUUGAGUUCAAUGAGAAGGAGAAUAAGCAUGUCCCAGUACUGUCAAACGAAUAUCUAGCGCAGUAUCUCGGCGAGGCUGUUAUCACAUGGGGAAGUAACCAACAACUCUUGGGAGACGGGAUAUUUGUCGUUGCUGCCGUCGGGACUUUUGUACGAUUCAUUCGUUACGAAUUUGGUUGCAACUAUGCUGAGUAUCUCAGUGCGACGACGCUUAAUGGACAACUAGAUAUUAUAUCUGAUCCAGGCAAAGAUACAUUUGUCCAUAUGCAUGGCACUAGGUGGUUCAAUAUUCAGUCUAGCGAGGGGAGGCGAGGUGCACUUUGCUGUCUUCUCGCUUUGCACCGGUGGUUCGACCCUGGACUGGAGGGCGAUAGCGAUUUUGAGAGCGAUGCUAUGGAGUCGAUUGAUGGUCAAAGUCAAAGUUAA